ACCAAGUUGACUUAUACAUACACACACACACUCUUUCUCAAUUUCUUCAAUCAAACUUCUCCACAACAACCAUGCUUCCCUCGUUCGUCAGCUUCGCCGCCCUCUACAGCAGCUACCUCCGCCGCUGCUUCACCGGAGCCGGCCUCACCUCCCAAUCCAUCCCCAUCGACGACGAAACCACCGUCCACUAUUGGUCGCCCAAAAUCGAAAACCCCCAAAAGCCCUCCCUCCUCCUGAUCCACGGAUUCGGCCCCAUGGCGAUCUGGCAAUGGCGCCAACAGGUCCAAUUCCUCGCUCCUCACUUCAAUAUCUACGUCCCUGACCUCGUCUUCUUCGGCGGAUCCACCACCACCUCCGCCGAGAGGAGCGAGCGGUUUCAGGCCGCCACGGUGGGGAAGCUGGUUGAAAAGCUAGGGUUGAAGAGGUUUCAUGUGGUGGGGACUAGCUAUGGUGGAUUCGUGGCGUACCAUUUGGCGGAGAUGUUGGGGGAGAGGGUGGAGAAGGUGGUGAUUGCGAGUUCUGGGGUGAACAUGAAGAAGAGUGAUAACGCGGCGUUGUUGCAGAGGGCGGAGUUGGAGAAGAUUGAGGAUCUCAUGUUGCCGGUGACGCCGCAACAGUUAAGGAAAUUGAUGACCCUGGCGGUUUCUAAGCGUGUUCAGUUUGUGCCUGAUUUUUUCUUGAAGGACUACUUGAAUAAAUUAUACAAGGAGAAUAGGAAGGAAAAGAUGGAGCUUCUAAAAGCCAUAUCACUUGGAAGGGAAGAUACUUCAAACCUUUCAUCUCUUCAACAGGAGGUUCUCAUAGUCUGGGGGGAAAAUGAUCGGAUAUUUCCCGUGCAGAUGGCCCAUGAAUUGAAAGAGGCAAUCAGCCAGAAGGCAAGACUGGAAUUGAUUAAGGACGCAUCCCAUGUGCCUCAACUUGAAAAGCCAGUAGAAUUCAACAAUAUAAUCCUCAAUUUCUUAAAUGCGUCUUCUUAAAUAUUUGUCUUCGUGUAUACUUUAAGAGCAUAUUUCGUCUAUAUAAUUAUUAUUAUUAUUCGGUCAUUUCAAUAAUAAUAAUAAAAUUUAAUUGUUUGGUUCA
This is a messenger RNA of Lotus japonicus, 1080 nucleotides long. RefSeq lists its product as uncharacterized. Bases 72 to 977 code for a protein of 301 amino acids. The transcript has 4 exons. Lineage: Eukaryota; Viridiplantae; Streptophyta; Magnoliopsida; Fabales; Fabaceae. The record is from RefSeq and is a predicted model, not a curated record.